Molecule: messenger RNA, 4369 nt
Organism: Camponotus floridanus (Florida carpenter ant)
Lineage: Eukaryota; Metazoa; Arthropoda; Insecta; Hymenoptera; Formicidae
Exons: 2
Coding region: 598-2532 (644 amino acids)
Source: RefSeq, a predicted model, not a curated record
GUGGCGCCGUGUGCCGCGGCUCUGAUCCGCUGUCAGUUGCCCGAGCCCUGUGCUACGGUUAGGACCGCACAUAAUCGUCACCUAUUGAACGACGACGUACCGAAGCCAGCCACGGGCCCUCGUGCCGUGUCGUCCUCAGCAACAAGCCCGUCUUUCAGUCCCCUCGUUACGAGAUCGGUAACGGAUCUAACGAUCGACGGAGUAUCCAAGAGAGGCGAAAGGCCAGCAAUCAACGGACGGCAACGAUCGAGAGCGAAUGUGAUCAACCGUAAUCCGACCUUUAUUCGCGAGGGAGAUAGCUUAGCGUGUCGUUAAACCGUCGUCGUCGACCGAGGUUGUCGAUAAAAAUUUGCGAGCGAACGUUCCUCCCCGCUUUGCUCAUCGGAAAUUGCCAGUUGCAGCGAGAAAGGCAGCGGCUUGAUUCAAGGGCGUUGUUGUUGGUGAUUCUAAUUUUCUUCUUUUGUGUCUCGUGGGGAAGUGAAACAUCGAUCAGGCCUCGAAGAGUCCCCGCGGGUGGCGAACCCGGGGAGCUGCGAGCUGACGACGCGUCCAGGAUGGUCUGGUAGAAGAGCGGACAAACUCCCUCGUGUUCGAGAAAUGGCAUACGGCAUAUUGGUCGACGCGACCGUCACGAGCACGGUGCUUCUCCUGCUGGUAGUGUUUCAGGCGACUCUGGUCUGGGAGGAGACCCGCGGCGCUCCAGCAAAGAAAAACGAUGUUCUCGCCGGCACGGAAUUUCUGUCGGUCUUUAUAAACGGCGCCAUGGCGCCGACGCCACAGCGACGUCGGGGGUUUCGGCGCGGUCAACAAGCGGCUUCAUCGUCGGGUGACAGCGCGACCGCCGAGUCGCGAGAUCAACACGAAGCGUCAAUCUACCGAAUAUCUCGAAAUCCGAGCGGCGGUCGGCCGAUCUCGGUGUCGAGGCCGCAAACGAACGGCCGGGACGACGUCGUGCGCUUCUAUCCUAUAAGCCAGAAAACGUUGGAGCACCGGCAACAGAAUCUGGCAUCGUUGAUCGACGUUCUGAGCACACCCGGAAUAAGCUCGACGCGUCUGACACCGUCGAGUGCGGCGACGACGACGACGACGACGACGACGACGAGCGCGUCUCCAUCGUCGUCGCCGCCGAUUUUUCACGAUCGAACAACUUCGAGGUCGAACGGAACCAAUGGAUCCGGCAUCAUCGGCAAAAGCGUUAGUCGACAGAAGGUGAUCGGCGUCAGCGUCACGUCCACGGUCGAGGCUACACCGUACAAGGUGCGCGUCGAGCAUUACGACAGCGCUGACACCGCGGUGGUGACACGACCACCGAGUCUGGAGUCUCCGGUGAGCAGAGAAAUUAUUAAGGAAUCGACUAGAGAAUCAAUUAAAAGCACAACGAGCACCAGCAGGCCAUCGACGUCGCCAUCGUCUACGACAACGACGACGUCGACGACGCCAUCGUCUACGACAACGACGACAACGACGCUACCGCCAGCCCGAUUCGUCACCGAGGAGCUCAGUAAUAUCGUCUCGGAGUCUAACAGAAGCGAAUUCUCCGUCGACGAGGAGGACUCGUUGAGGACUAGCUGGCACGGCCGCGUGACCAUGACACCUCGGAUCCAGAAGGUCCCCGCGUUCGCAGAAAGGAACGGAAACGAAGAAACUAAUGAAACCACGCACAUCGACAUUGACGCGAUCACCCUUCCGACAGAGGAGAAUUACGAGCUGCCUGUGGAGAACUCGGAACUACGCGAGUUAAACGAGGAACUGUCAGAGACGCCAUCGGAUCGGCUUCAAGGACGCAAGAUGGGACGUCAUUACGAUGCGCCGCUGUACAAUCGCUCAAGCCCGAAACUCUACAGUCAAUCAUCCAAGACGUACAAACCCGUGCGUACUUACAACGAACCUGCCAAGAUGUACAGCGAGCCGGCCAAGGUCUACAGCGAUCCUGAACGAGUAUACGGGGAACCGGCUAAAGUCUACAGCGAGCCUGCCAAAGUUUAUAGCGAACCGGCCAAGGUUUACAGCGAACCUGCUAAGAUCUACAGCGAACCCGCCAAGGUCUACGGCGAGCCGGAAAAGAUCUACUCCGAACCGUCAAAGAUCUAUUCGGAACCGGCCAAGGUUUAUUCCGAGCCGGCCAAAAUUUACUCGCAGCCGGCCAAGAUAUACGGUGAACCUAGCAAGGUAUACGACUCCGAGGGCCAACCGGUGAACCGUCAACACGGUGGUGAACCCGACGAGGAAAACUACGAAAUUGACGAAUCGGUCAGCGUUGGCAGCAACGGUAACGUCCACGGACCGCAAUUGGUCGUCACGGAAGAAACCCCGGGUGCGUCCGAGGACGGACACAAGGUCGGUUAUGUAGUCGAAGGGAGGAACUUCAGGAAGUACAGGGUCGAGGAGAGGACACCGGAUGGCUUCAUCGUGGGCGAAUACGGCGUCGUCAGUCACGACGAUGGUUCACUGCGUGGUGUCAGGUACACCGCCGAUGGAACCAUCAAUCCACAGCUCAUCUAUGACGCUCUAAUGAAGUUUCUCGCUUUGUGAGCAUCGCGAUAACGUAGGAUAGGAAAGAUGAAGAGGACGAGGUGGCUUCGGCGGCGUCGUCGACGAGACGAACACGACUGAUUCUUUUGCUCUUGCCAACUCAACUGCCUCAACAAUUAAUUUUAAGGACGAUAUGUUUCUUAGGAUCUAAGGAAGAGCCUGUUCGAAGGUAAUUCGCCGCGCGCGUCACCGAGCAGAGGACCGAAAGGUCGAUCGAAACCGACGUACGAAAGUCGAAUCUCGAUGUUCAGAUUCAGAUUGCGAAACGCUGACAGAUGAAAGUUAUUCUUUAGACGGCGAAAGUACGAACUUUUGUGCGCGGUGCUGCUCGAUGGCCUUUGACGAUUGUGGCAACCGAUCGAAGUGGUUGUCGAAUGUUUUUCUUACGGGUUAUUCGCAAAGAUUCUCGAGAACGUGAAUCAUUAAAAUGUUUCUAGUGCGCGAGAGCUUGCAUUUGGACGACAUGCAUCGAUUUAGACAAUUUUCAAUUAUAAUAUCAACAAUGACACAAUUAUUAAUUUCACAUUUCGAUAAAUUUUGAACAUUCUACAAUAAUCUGAUACUCUUAAAAAACAUGAUAAUUAAUUAUUUUAAUUAUAGAAUGAAUAUAAAAACUGUGCGAUCUUUAAGCUUGACAGAAACAAAAUUCGUGAGAAAAAAAUAUUGAAAAAAUGUCUAAUUCUGAUGCGAUAUCGAUGCAACUGUAAUUUGAAAUCAACUUGAAGCUUUUAUCGACAUCUUUUUUUGUAUUAUAUAUUAGAAAGAUUAAUGUGAGUUGUGUAUGUACGUAUGUGGCAAGAGAUCUGUAUUAAUUAAAGAUUAAUUUAAUCGUCGAAAGGGGAUUUUUUACGAAUUACUCGCUAUUAUGCCAAAGUUAACGCUAAAACAUUCAGACUUUUCUUAUCGUCUUUAAAAUCUAGAAAUUAUUCAACUUAACUCUGCAUACUAAAUAUAAUUUAUUGUCGAAUUUUACGAAGCAUGUAUUUAGACUUACAUAUAACUUUACUAUAAUAAUAUCUAAACAAAAAACAUAUGUUAUUGAAGUAUAUCGAAGUUGCCAACGAAUAUGUCUGAAUGUUCUAACGUUAAUAGCUUCCGAAAUCAUUGACCAAGUGUUCCCUUCGUGUGCUUUUAUUGCGGUCACGCUUCUGCGAUGAAGAGGUAAACGAAAAAGUUGCAGCUGCCAGGGUCCUCCAAGAAUGAGCCUCCGAAAGAACAGACCCCGCAGUUGCAAUGGAUGGACCGACUUGUCGCGGCAGCAUUUCUGCAUGUCUCCUAGCUCUAAUUGUAAGUUCCCUAUAUAGAUCUUAAAGUUGCCCCUUCCCCUCAAAGGAAAUAUCUCAAUCAACGAGAAAGUUCCGUUUUUUUUCGCGUAGUGUCGAUUGUUUUAUUUAAUAUUUGAAACUAGCUUCGUUUUCUCUCAUUACCUCAGUCCUUUGAGAUAGUUCCUCUCGCCAUGCAAUAUCAAGCGAGCAAAUAUACAUCCUAAGCGCGAGAAACGUUCCGCGAAACUCGCAAAAAGUAUGUACGGGGUGUUUCAAAAUCUCUCUUUUGAACAGUUACAGAAACACCGGUGCGUUAUUUGUGGACACUAUAGGAUAUCUUUCGCGUAUUGCUCACAUUCGUAGGCUAUAAGUAAUAUCUCAAUUAUUCUAUUUUACUCUCCCAUAUGAACACUUCUAAAGCAUUCCGAUAUGUUACAGACACUAUCUCUAAGAAUUCUACUCGUAUAAGUAUCCUAGACAACAUUUAUACUAUUAAUCUUAUAACAUGUAUAGUGCUGUGCGUGCAGCCACCGCCAUUUUUCAACGACAACUUUGUAAUAAAUUCAUAUUUG